Striga hermonthica is the source of this 1044-nucleotide messenger RNA. Lineage: Eukaryota; Viridiplantae; Streptophyta; Magnoliopsida; Lamiales; Orobanchaceae. The record is from the annotation of a GenBank genome assembly.
AUGGGGAGAUCACCUUGUUGUGACAAAAAUGGGCUCAAGAAAGGCCCGUGGACAGCCGAAGAAGAUGCCAAGCUCGUUCAGUAUAUUAAUGCGCACGGCCCCGGAAAUUGGAGAACCCUUCCCAAAAAUGCCGGGCUUGAAAGAUGCGGUAAGAGUUGCAGGCUUCGAUGGACGAAUUAUCUGAGGCCCGAUAUCAGGAGAGGAAGAUUCUCUUUUGAGGAGGAGGAAACUAUCAUUCAACUCCAUAGUGUUCUUGGCAACAAAUGGUCGGCAAUAGCAGCCCGUCUUCCUGGGAGAACCGACAAUGAGAUCAAAAACUACUGGAACACUCACAUCCGAAAACGGCUCCUUAAAAUGGGUAUCGACCCGGUUACCCACGCCCCACGGCUCGACCUACUCGACCUAUCCUCACUCCUAACAACCUACCCUCAAGCACUCAACUUAUCCAACCUCCUCCGGCUCCAGACCCUUCUCAACCCGGAGGCCCUAAGGCUAGCCUUGAUGAGCCUCGUGUCCCCACAAAACGAGGCCCAGCUGGCGAUCAACCCGGCGGCCCAUCAACAGCAACUCCAAGCCCAACAACACCUGGGCCCACUCCUCCAACCUAACCCGUUUGAAAAAAACAAUAUUAUCACCACCCAACAAACCCCAGCAAACCUCACAACCUCCCCUUUUCUUAAUACAUCGGCCCAGCCCAUGCAAGAGCUUCCCGUGGGCCCCACGGACCCAACCGCUCAGAUAUUUCAAAAUAAUUACGACCCGUCGGGUUUUCCUUUCUCGGAAAUGGUAGGGGCGGAAUUGUCAGAGAACUCGAGCUUUCAGUCGUUGAACACGAGCGGAAGCAAUGAUCAAACGGGCGGCCCGAGUUUGGGAUUCGACUCGGUUUUGUCGACUCCGGACACGUGUAGCCCGGUUGUUGGGUUGAAUUCGGGCUCGGGAUUUGUCAAUAUUGGCGGCAUGGAAGAUGAGAGGGAGAGUUUUUGCAGUAGCCUUUUGAGGUUUGAGAUACCUGAGGGUUUGGAUUUUGAUGAGCUUAUAAUGUGA